Orycteropus afer afer is the source of this 684-nucleotide messenger RNA. Its product is annotated as isopentenyl-diphosphate delta-isomerase 2. The transcript has 4 exons. NCBI's taxonomy places the organism in Eukaryota, Metazoa, Chordata, Mammalia, Tubulidentata, Orycteropodidae. Gene Ontology annotation, molecular function: isopentenyl-diphosphate delta-isomerase activity. Bases 1 to 684 code for a protein of 227 amino acids. Gene Ontology annotation, cellular component: cytoplasm. The record is from RefSeq and is a predicted model, not a curated record. Gene Ontology annotation, biological process: isopentenyl diphosphate biosynthetic process; isoprenoid biosynthetic process.
AUGUCUGAGGUCAGCCUAAAUCACAUAGAUGAACAUCAGACACGGCGACUGGAAGAGAUGUGCAUAGUCAUUGAUGAAAAUGACAAGGUCAUUGGAGCUGAAUCAAAGAAGAAUUGCCACCUGAAUGAAAACGUUGAUAAGGGGCUGUUACACCGAAGCUUCAGUGUUGUCCUGUUCAAUAUGAAUGACCAACUCUUGAUUCAGGAGAGAUCAGACAAGAAAUACACUUUUCCAGGGUGUUUUUCAGACAGCUGUUCUAGUCAUCCAUUAUACAACCCACUGGAACUGGAAGAAAAAGAUGCCAUUGGAAUUAGGAGAGCGGCCUUGAGACAGCUGCAGGCUGAGCUGGGGAUUCCCCCCGAGCAGAUUUCCACAAACGAUAUCAUUUUCAUGACGCGAAAUUACCACAAGAGUCGAUCAGAUGGAAUCUGGGGAGAAAAUGAAAUUGGCUAUCUUCUGUUUGUGAGGAAAAACUUUACAGUGAAUCCAGAUCCCAUGGAGAUCAAAGAUUAUAGAUACGUAACCAAGGAGGAGCUGGAGGAGCUCCUGAAAAAGGAGGCCAGGGGUGAGGCAAGGUUCACCCCAUGGUUUAAAACCAUUGCAGAGGAUAUUCUGUUCAAAUGGUGGCAUCAUUUACAUGAUAUCUCCCCAUAUGUUGAGCCUGAUAAAAUAUACAGACUGUGA